AAGGUGGCGCCCCCCAGCUUCUUGUAGGUCCGGCUAGGUCCCUUCCUGUUAGUUUUCUUAGGCGUGAUGGCGUUCCGGAGGUUGGCUCCGACGCUGAAUAGGGCGGCCAGGACAUUCGGGGAACCAGACCACGGAGUUAAAUUUAAUUCUUCUGUUCCCAAUCCCAUAUCUCUUCCUGAUGAAGUGGAUACAAGAGAAAAUGAGAUUGUUGCUCCUGAGUUCACAAAUAGGAACCCACUUAAUUUGGAAAGAUUGGCUAUAGCAAGAAAGGAUCUAGGUUGGAAAACCUCAUGGCCAAAACGGGAUUAUUGGUACAGGUUACGAUUUGAAAAAACCCAAAAACAUGUGGAAGGCUACAUUGAACAUUGCAGCGGUCAUAUUGUAGUCUCUGCUUCCACUCGCGAGUGGGCUAUUAAGAAGCAUCUUUAUAAAACAACUGGUGUGGCAGCCUGUGAGAAUGUGGGGCGUGUAUUAGCACAACGUUGUCUCGAAGCUGGAAUCAACUUUGUGGAUGACAAGGUUAUAAUUCCAUGGGAAAAACACGGCGAAGGGCUGAAACGUUUCAAACAGGCUGUGACGGAAGGUGGUGUUGAACUGAAAGAACUUGAAAGAAUUUAUGAUAAAUAUGGUAAUAAGAAGCUGCCAAAGGAAGUACAGUCUUAGAAGCCUGCAAUUCUAUCCUUGGAAAACAUUUGAUCACACGCUGCUCUUAAUACCUAUCUUUUUAUAUUAAAUAAAAAUCCAACAGAUGUGCAAAUGCUGA
Messenger RNA from Thamnophis sirtalis, 763 nucleotides. RefSeq names its product mitochondrial ribosomal protein L18 (gene MRPL18). Lineage: Eukaryota; Metazoa; Chordata; Lepidosauria; Squamata; Natricidae. Gene Ontology annotation, molecular function: 5S rRNA binding; structural constituent of ribosome. Gene Ontology annotation, biological process: translation. Gene Ontology annotation, cellular component: mitochondrion; ribosome. The record is from RefSeq and is a predicted model, not a curated record.